This is a messenger RNA of Didymodactylos carnosus, 501 nucleotides long. Lineage: Eukaryota; Metazoa; Rotifera; Eurotatoria; Philodinida; Philodinidae. The record is from the annotation of a GenBank genome assembly.
AUGUCGGCACGAGUCACGGCGGUUCAGUUACAAAACGGGUCGGCUACAGUUACCUAUGGUUCAUCGUUUGCUGCCUCGUCACAAAAUACAAGUGAGACAUUCGAUCAUGUAAUCGUAGCAACUACAGCAACUGCCGCUUCUCUUCUCGACCUACGACCACGUCACCGUUUCGUGGCCACCUACAAUGCUUUGCGGCAGCUGCACUAUGACUGUGCCAGCAAAGUAGGCCUAUACUUCACACGACAGUGGUGGCGCGACCUAGGCAUUGAUGGUGGCUUUAGCACCACCGAUUUGCCUACACGUACUACGAUUUACUUCAGUUUCCCGGCAGCUCCUUCGCCUGCAACAUUACUUGCGUCUUACUCCUGGUCCCAGGAUUCACUGGUAUGGUCAGCUGUACCCAAUGAGGCGGCCAUUGAAAUCGCUCUGAAUGAUGUGCAGCGGCUCCAUUCUGGCGUCAAUAUCAGUCAAUACUUUGCUGGAGGUAGGUCAUCGACGUGA